AUGCCCAUGGAGGUCAAACCUAUCUCUAUGGACCUCGCACAUCGCCGUUUCUGUCACGCAGGCGAACAACGUGUACGCCGCAUGCCUGCCUUCGCGGAGGGCAUCAAAUUGAUCAAGGGAUCUGCCCUCAAGACUCCCUAUCCUCCAUGCCUCGCUGGCAAGGGCCAUCAGCUUCCGUACGGUAAGGAUAAGUCUAUUCGUGUGCGCCCAGGUGAUUCAUUACAUAUUGACGUCUGGGGACCCAUCUCCAUUGCCACCAAGGAAGGCGAGACCUACUUCAUAUCUAUCACCGACGAGGCGUCCCGUUUCUGCUAG
Penicillium atrosanguineum is the source of this 315-nucleotide messenger RNA. RefSeq names its product Apoptosis-inducing factor. Bases 1 to 315 code for a protein of 104 amino acids. Lineage: Eukaryota; Fungi; Ascomycota; Eurotiomycetes; Eurotiales; Aspergillaceae. The transcript has a single exon. The record is from RefSeq and is a predicted model, not a curated record.